Aspergillus puulaauensis is the source of this 1734-nucleotide messenger RNA. RefSeq names its product NCS2 family permease. Lineage: Eukaryota; Fungi; Ascomycota; Eurotiomycetes; Eurotiales; Aspergillaceae. The coding region runs from base 1 to 1734 and encodes 577 amino acids. Gene Ontology annotation, biological process: transmembrane transport. The transcript has 4 exons. Gene Ontology annotation, cellular component: plasma membrane. The record is from RefSeq and is a predicted model, not a curated record. Gene Ontology annotation, molecular function: purine nucleobase transmembrane transporter activity.
AUGGGUGUCGCCGAGUGGACUAGCCGCACCAAUUCGGCCGUGGCUCGCAGCCCGGUCGGGAAGUGGUUUCGCCUGGAGGGGUCCGGCCAUCCCCGCGAGCGAAAAGGCGCGUAUUUCUUCACGGAACUGCGUGCGGGCCUUGCAACAUUCUUUGCAAUGGCAUACAUCAUUUCGGUCAAUGCAAAUAUCACGAGUGAUACGGGAGCGACGUGUGUGUGCCCAGCCGAAGAUCUCGAAACCCGCUGCAACAACAACACCGAGUAUCUUCUCUGCAAACAAGAAGUCAACCGUGACAUCGUGACCGCAACCGCAGCUAUCGCUGCCAUCGCCAGUUUCUUCCUUGGUCUUCUUGCCAACCUACCGGUAGCCCUUGCCCCCGGCAUGGGUCUCAAUGCAUACUUUGCGUAUACCGUCGUGGGACACCAUGGAAGCGGCUUGAUUCCGUACAGCCUCGCAGUGACUGCAGUGUUCGUCGAAGGCUGGAUCUUCCUCGGGUUGACUAUGUUGGGUAUUCGUCAGUGGCUUGCCCGUGCUAUUCCGGCAUCCAUCAAGCUGGCAACUGGUGCUGGUAUCGGAUUGUAUCUGACCCUAAUCGGCCUGAGUUAUAGUGCUGGGCUUGGUGUCGUCCAAGGUGGCCAGGACAGUCCAAUUCAGUUGGCGGGUUGUUCGUCUGAUGAUUUUGGCUCAGACGGGUUAUGUCCAUCACAUGCUAAGAUGAGAAACCCGACGAUGUGGAUUGGCAUCUUUUGCGGCGGUAUCUUCACGGUUUUCUUGAUGAUGUACCGAGUUAAGGGUGCAGUCAUUGCUGGUAUUCUUUUGGUCUCUAUCAUCUCCUGGCCGCGCACAACGCCAGUCACCUACUUCCCCCACACCCUGGAAGGAGACAGCAUGUUUGACUUCUUCAAGAAGGUGGUUACCUUCCAUCCGAUCCAGCACACGUUAGUGGCCCAGGAUUGGAACAUCUCGAGCAACGGGGGCCAGUUUGGCCUUGCCUUGAUCACAUUCCUAUACGUUGACAUCCUCGACGCAACGGGUACCUUGUAUUCGAUGGCGAAGUUUGCUGGAGCGAUGGAUGAGCGCACUCAGGAUUUCGAAGGCAGUGCCAUGGCUUAUACGGUUGACGCAAUUUGCAUCUCGAUCGGGUCUCUAUUUGGCUCCCCGCCAGUGACGGCAUUCGUCGAGAGUGGUGCUGGUAUCUCGGAAGGUGGUAAAACUGGAUUGACGUCGUGCAUGACGGGGAUCUGCUUCUUCAUCGCUGUUUUCUUUGCACCGAUCUUCGCGUCGAUCCCGCCGUGGGCCACUGGCAGCACUCUAGUCAUUGUUGGCUCAAUGAUGAUGCACGCGACACUCGAGAUCAACUGGCGGUAUCUGGGAGACGCGAUUCCCGCGUUCCUCACGAUCGCGGUUAUGCCCUUCACUUACAGUAUCGCGGACGGCCUCAUUGCCGGUAUCAUCAGCUAUAUCCUGAUCAACGGCGGUGUCUGGGUUAUCGCUAAGUGCACAAGAGGGCGGAUUGUUCCACCGAACCGCGAGGACGACCAUGAGGCGUGGACCUGGAAGAUUCCUGGAGGGUUCUUCCCGCCAUGGCUUAUUCGUGCAGCUCACGGAAAGAAGGACUUCUGGCGAGCAGAUGACGAGGCUAGCCAGUUGGACCUUGGCGUUAUGCCGCCGAAUGGGUCAAUGUCAUCAGGGUCGCCGGAGCAAGUCGCGGAGAAGGCAGUUGGGAAGUAUUAA